GAAUCCCUCCCAACAAAUCCUCUGCAUUUCCUAAUCUCUCUCCUUCACUUCCUUAUUCUCUUACGGCGACGGCGAUGGCCGGAACUGUGAUAAUCUUCGACUUCGACAAGACCAUCAUUGACUGCGACAGCGACAACUGGGUCAUCGACGAGCUCGGCGCCACCCAGCUUUUUGAGGCGCUUCUCCCCUCCAUGCCUUGGAACUCCCUCAUGGACCGUAUGAUGAUGGAGCUCCACGCUCAGGGAAAGACCAUAGAUGACAUCGCCGAGGUCCUGAAAAGGGCGCCACUUGAUCGUCAUGUCGCCUCCGCCAUUAAAUACGCAUAUGCCCUAGGAUGCGAUCUGAGGAUUGUGAGCGACGCCAAUUUUUUCUUCAUCGAGACGAUCCUCAAGCACCACGGACUCAUCGGAUGUUUCACCGAGAUCAACACAAACCCUAGCUUUAUAGACGACAAAGGCCGGCUUCGAAUAGCCCCCUACCAUGAUUUCACCAAGUCCUCCCAUGGAUGCCCCCUUUGCCCCCCGAACAUGUGCAAGAGCAAAAUCGUGGAGCGGAUUCGCGCUGGGGAGAAGAAGAGGGUUAUCUACCUCGGCGAUGGCAAAGGCGAUUACUGCCCAUCUCUGAGGCUCGGCGAAGGCGAUUUCGUGAUGCCGAGGAAGAACUACCCUCUAUGGGAUCUGAUCCAGAAUAACCCUGGUCUGCUCAGGGCGGAGGUACACGAAUGGAGCAAUGGAGAAGAACAGGAGAAGGUUCUUCUUCACCUAAUCAGCUUGUCGGAAUUCGCCGUCAGCAAUGGCACGGUGGACGCCGCACAGCUUCUGCCAGUGGACUGCAAAAUGAACUCGAUGCCGGCGAAGCCCCGUGAGCCCCUACCCAAGUUCUUGCCUGUUCCUAUGUAAAAAAAGUAUACGGAAAGGGAAUUGUGCCGUUGGGUUAGGGCUUUGAAACGGUCAAAAUGACCAAUUUGAAUCCUUUCUUCUCUAAUUUAUCUAUAAUAAUUAUCAGAUUAGCACCCACAGUGUCUUGUGGUGAAGCUGGCAUUUAGAAAGAUAGAGUACCGCAAUACUAAUUUCAAUUAUAAAAAUAUGAAUUUCCUGUUUUGGAUGA
This is a messenger RNA of Dendrobium catenatum, 1107 nucleotides long. Its product is annotated as thiamine phosphate phosphatase-like protein. The record is from RefSeq and is a predicted model, not a curated record. Gene Ontology annotation, molecular function: phosphatase activity. The transcript has 4 exons. Bases 75 to 899 code for a protein of 274 amino acids. Lineage: Eukaryota; Viridiplantae; Streptophyta; Magnoliopsida; Asparagales; Orchidaceae.